CGAAGAUAUAUAGAUACGCGCCCAUCGGCCGCUCCAAGGACGACCUUCUUCUUUUCUUCCCUCCAUGCAUUGAUUGUCUGGACUUUCACUGCGUCUCUAUUUUCAUUCAUUCUAUACUCCGCGUUUCUAAAAUUGGCUGGUCCAAUUGCCCUGUCCCAUUGCAUCAUACUGCGAUUCUUGCCAACAUCAACAUCUGCUAAUACCUCAACGUCGUUCAAUCUCCUUUAUCGAUAAUAUCAAAGCUCCGGAAGCCACCUUGAGUCUGUUGUCUGAGAAAUCGCAGACUCCACAGCAAAUCAUAUCUGACAAGACCAUCAAAAAAAGUUACCACAACAGUCAACAUGCUUGCCUCAAGAGUUGCAAAGCCCAAGUUGUCCUUGAACAUCUCAACGUCGACUCCUCAACCCGGAAGACCUUCACUGUCUCUCAAGUCACCUCUGACACCCUUGAGGUCGCCAGUCUCUCCUUCACCCAUCAGCCCGACGGCACGUAACACCAGGUUGAACCAGAGAGGAUACUCCACUCUGCAACAACCGUCCUACGCAUAUGUCAACUCGAGUUCGUCGAGGAGCAUUCUGAAGAAGAGCAGCAAACCAUCCGCGGCAGCAAGAAGACAGUUGUCCUUUUCGGAAACACCAGUCGUGCACUGCAUCACCCCGAUCGAGGACGACGAGUACUAUGGCCAAUACCGCAAGAUGUCCAAGGAAGAGCGGAGGUGGUCACGCAAAUGAGAAAAAUCGACGAGCCUUUUGUGGAAUACUUUUGUUUUGAUACCAUGACAUGAUGUCCCUAGCAGCGUACUGGCUGUCGGAUAAUGAUGAACUUUGACGAUAUACGAAUUGAGCCAAUCCGCCACUCUCUUCCCGCCAGGGACUGGGGGUGACGCAGAGAUACUAGAUAGAUUCAGGUAGACAUUCUUGUCGACCUGGCACCUUAGAAUAGGCAAUGCACAUCGCUCCC
This is a messenger RNA of Exophiala xenobiotica, 960 nucleotides long. RefSeq lists its product as uncharacterized. The coding region runs from base 342 to 731 and encodes 129 amino acids. The transcript has 2 exons. The record is from RefSeq and is a predicted model, not a curated record. Lineage: Eukaryota; Fungi; Ascomycota; Eurotiomycetes; Chaetothyriales; Herpotrichiellaceae.